Molecule: messenger RNA, 1919 nt
Organism: Anastrepha ludens (Mexican fruit fly)
Lineage: Eukaryota; Metazoa; Arthropoda; Insecta; Diptera; Tephritidae
Gene: Aps
Product: diphosphoinositol polyphosphate phosphohydrolase 1
Exons: 5
Coding region: 909-1400 (163 amino acids)
Biological process (GO): adenosine 5'-(hexahydrogen pentaphosphate) catabolic process; diphosphoinositol polyphosphate metabolic process; diadenosine hexaphosphate catabolic process
Cellular component (GO): cytoplasm; nucleus
Molecular function (GO): endopolyphosphatase activity; bis(5'-adenosyl)-pentaphosphatase activity; diphosphoinositol-polyphosphate diphosphatase activity
Source: RefSeq, a predicted model, not a curated record
UGCUUCCAAGCUAAAUGGGUUGUCUAAGGUUGUCAAAUUUAGUGGAAUUUCUAUAUGUACUCUUUGCAAUUGCCGUGUGAAAAUUAUUUGUCGGAAGAAAUUGUGAUUAAAGUAGAAAAUUAAUUUUCUGCGUCGUCAACGAGCAGAAAAUUUGAAAGAUUAACUAAUAGUACGAAUAAGAGUGCAGCCGCCGUUAGCGACGCAGCACCCGCAAUCGUAUGCCAGUGAGAAAGAUGGGAAGCAGGUGUCCAAGAAUAAGUAGAUAAGCAACGUCUGGAAGCAAAAUUUUUGCUUAACGACGCAGACAAAGGAAAGGCAACAAUAAUAACAUAAGCAACUACACCCGUGAAGGAAAAUAUCACUCGCCAAGUAGACAGCCGACAGCAGAGCUGUGACGACGACGACAACGGCGACGACGUCGACUUACAAAUAACAACAAGAACAACACCUACAAUAGCAGCAGUUUAGCAAAGACAACCUGCCUGCAAAAGGCAUACAUGCAAAACAGCAAAAAAUACACAAAAAUGCUCAUAUUGCAAAGCUAAAUACCACUUUGCCACUUUUUGCAUUAUUUAAAACUUUCGUACGUCGUUUUUUAAUACUUCCUGUGCCUCUUCUAAUUGCACUCAGCUUACCGUCAACUGAGUACGGCAUACCACCUAUCGACCAACCAAGCGGUCGACCUACUUGCGAUUACUUGGCGAAUACUAAUACAUUCACUCUGUGGCAAGAUAUUCGCUUUUAAGCAUAAUAAAUAACUAUUUUGGAACAUUCUUUUUCACAACUAUCUUCAAGUUUGGUACCUGCGAAUUUUCUCAGUACUGCCACGCGUUUUUGGACAGCUUCUACAACUACGAGUUUGCGGAUUUAAUUUUUUUAGCCGAAUACAGGAUACAAUUUAGUUAAAGAUGGUCAAGGAGAAGCCUAAUUCUACACGAAUUUACGAUAAGGAUGGCUUUCGCCGUCGUGCCGCUUGCAUUUGUGUGCGUUCUGAUGCAGAAGCAGAGGUUCUGCUGGUAACCUCUUCGCGUCGCCCGGAAUUGUGGAUCGUGCCAGGCGGCGGUGUUGAACCCGAAGAAGAACCUUCGGUAACGGCUGUGCGUGAGGUGCUUGAAGAGGCCGGCGUUAUUGGUAAGCUUGGCCGCUGCUUGGGUGUGUUUGAGAAUCGUGAACAUAUGCAUCGCACCGAAGUGUUUGUAAUGACUGUCACCAAUGAGCUGGAAGAGUGGGAAGAUUCGCGUAGCAUUGGACGUAAACGUCAGUGGUUUUCAAUUGACGAUGCGCUCACUCAAUUGGCACUACACAAACCGACACAACGACACUAUUUAAUGCAAUUACGGCAUUCGAAGUAUAAUACGACCACUUCGAGCACACCGCCAGUCUCUCCCACAGAAACAUAAGGAUAAAUGAGAUACUGUCACACUCACACACAAGCGUAGAUGCAGUGCAACUACAUACGAUUACGUUGGCCGCGACACGUGGAUCGUAGACUUAAGCGACAAACACACACACAUACACACCCAUGCACACAUAUACAUAGAUAUAAAAUACAUUCAUAACAAGGUGCUUGCACGCCACCUAUCGCGCUGUUAGACAAACUGCAAAUCUUGAUUCACCAUAAUACACUUGGAGUACCAAUUCUUUGCGCGUUCGCACCCCAUUCACGACAAUAUACUAUAGAUUUACUUUUACAAAUGGAAACGUAUUCAAGCACACCUAUACACACACACACAUUAAUUAUGAAGUAAAGUGAAAUUAUAAUAUGCAAUAUCAUUUUAAGUUAAAUUUUGUUCGAAAUAGGCAGACGUCUAUAGACUUUUUUUUAAAUUAUGCUCCACAUCAAUAAGCCACGUUCAUUAAUAACAUUAAGAUCUUUUGUAAUGCUGUAAUAAAGUCUGUAAUGAUUAAGUUAAACAAAA